Messenger RNA from Prunus armeniaca (apricot), 351 nucleotides. Lineage: Eukaryota; Viridiplantae; Streptophyta; Magnoliopsida; Rosales; Rosaceae. The record is from the annotation of a GenBank genome assembly.
AUGGCCAAUUCCUCUUCUAUUUUUCUCUUCGCCUUUUACAUGUUCACGGCAACUCUUAUCAUCUCCACUUGGACCGUCCAUGCAGGCGGCGAUCAUGGGUUGAGCUGGGUUCCGAGCAGAACCCGCUGCCAGGGUUCGAUUGCGGAGUGCAUGGCUGAUGAUGAAUUUGACAUGGACUCUGAGAUCAACAGGCGGAUACUGGCCACCUCACAAUACAUCAGCUAUGGAGCUCUGCAGAGGAACACUGUGCCAUGCUCUCGUAGAGGUGCGUCCUACUACAACUGCAAGCCAGGUGCAGAGAGUAACCCCUACAACCGUGGAUGCAGUGCUAUUGCUCGUUGCCGUAGCUGA